AUGGCCGCUACCGUACCCGGCGCCUCCACGCUGGGUCUCUCGAAAGAACACAAGCAGGGGUUUAAGAAGGUGCUGGGGAUCAUGCCGGAGCAGAACGACAAGGAACUCUAUGCGAUCUUCAGGGCCGAUACGCUCAACCGCUUCUAUGUCCCGGCCGUGAUGAUGGGCCACGACCAGCCGGCCCCUCCGUCUGCUCAGACCGUUCACAUCCUGGGGUCCGACGGCCGCUCCAAAUUCUUAUCCCACUCUCUUCACGGAGUCUAUGGCUCGAUACAGACUAUCGACCCGUACCGGACGAACAAAUACACCAACAUUGUGCGGAAUCGUAGCCGUCGGCAAGGGAGCGAGGAGCUCGUGCGGCUCCGAGUCGCCAAUGGAGAAGCGCACACUUCGGAGGUUCACGAGCAGGAGGGCGACAAGGGGCACAUCAGCAACCUCGUCGUCUCAGGACCCCCGAGCCAAACGGUCAAGUUGCUGGAACAGGUGAAAGACCGCGUGGAUGGCCGGACAGCCAUCUGCCUGAUGCAAGACGGCCUGGGCGUGGCAGAAGCCGCCAGCAACAAGGUCUUCACCGACCCCAAGAAUCGCCCGUCCAUCGUCCUCGGCCACAUGACGCACUCCCUAGCCCUCGACCGGAACGCCAACGCCGUGCACUCCAUGAAACCCGACUACCAGACCGCCCUGACCGGCAUCCGCCCCUACUUGGGGAAGAAGUACCAAGGCCUAGAACGCCGCCACCAGCACCAGCAAGGUCCAGCCACCGCCACCGAGUCCUGGCUGCGCACGCAGGACAUGCUCUCCAAAUUCGCCGCCGCCACGGACCUGCACGCCCACGGCGUCCCGCUCGACCAGUGGCUGAGGCUCAAGAUCCCGUCGCUCAUGUUCUCCGCCGUCGCCGAUCCCAUCUGCGUCCUCCUCGACGCCCGCUACGACCAGCUCCUCUGGAACCCGACUGCCACCCGCCUCAUCGGCCAGUUGCUCGACGAGAUCGCCGACGUCGUCGCCCUCAUGCCCGAGCUGCGGAACGCGUCCACCGCCCUGCAGGCCGCCCUGCGCGGCGAGGGCAUGCGGAAACACACCAUCAACCGCCUCAAGGCCAAGAGGGACGCGCCGAGCCGCAUGGCGUUGCAGAUCCAGCGCGGCCAGUUGACCGAUAUCGACUACCUGAACGGCUACUUCAUCGAGCGCGGCAAGCGCUUGGGCGUGAAGCUGCCGGCCAACGAGAUGGUGGUGGGAAUGGUCAAGGCGAAACAUAAGGCGCGGUUGGAAAAGCUUCGGUCCUACGUUCCCUUCGAGAUGACCUCAAGGUUUUAUUAA
Messenger RNA from Sodiomyces alkalinus F11, 1317 nucleotides. Its product is annotated as 6-phosphogluconate dehydrogenase C-terminal domain-like protein. The transcript has a single exon. The coding region runs from base 1 to 1317 and encodes 438 amino acids. Gene Ontology annotation, molecular function: NADP binding; 2-dehydropantoate 2-reductase activity; protein binding. Lineage: Eukaryota; Fungi; Ascomycota; Sordariomycetes; Glomerellales; Plectosphaerellaceae. The record is from RefSeq and is a predicted model, not a curated record. Gene Ontology annotation, cellular component: mitochondrion; cytoplasm.